CAAAAGAUCUCUGCUUCACCACCUGCACCCAACGCGUCUUUGUUCUGCACAGUCCAUCCCGCAGCCCACCGACCAACCCUUUUACCCUGCAUCAUAAAUUACCUUAUUGUCCCAGCGGCUUAUUCAUCAUCAUCGUCAUCGUCAUCAUCACAAACUCCUUCGCCUGUUACUUCGAGGAAGAUCUGGCCCAGUCCCCUUUCAUCACUCAGUCUCGCCUGCCUUUGGCCGUCUAUCCGCGCCUUCCUUUUUACUGCAACCACCAAUACCAACCUGGGGGAACUUUUUCUACCACGACAGAGCUUCCUUUCUCCCUCUCUACUCGUCAUUUGUCAUCGUCGUCUCUCCUUGUCGACCAUUCUUUAUCACACAUACCAUUGAACCUCACUAAAGAUGAGUACCAUUCAGAACCUCAAGAACUUCAUACGUCAUGGCAAGCAAGCCCGCGCUGCUGAGCCGCCCCGCGAUCAACCAACCACCAACGUCUCUCCUGUACACGCUCAACAACAAAAACACCACCACGGCAUAAGUGAACCUGCACCCGUCCGACAACAUCAACAUCAGAACCAAGUUCAACCACAUCCUGGCGAGUACUCCGCUGCUGCCAUCGAUAACCGCAAUGUCGCUGCUCAAGCCGGCAACGCUGCUGCCAAUCAACAGGGCAAGCAGCAGAAGAUCCAUCAAGCAGAUAUCGAAGCCCUUGUUGCAGAGGAGCGGGAAAGAGCCGGAAAGAUGCCCAGAUAUCCCGGACUCGAACGAUACAUUCUGAUAGAAAAGAUGGGCGACGGUGCCUUCAGCAAUGUGUACAAGGCCAGAGACACAACGACUCACGACGAAGUCGCCAUCAAGGUGGUGCGAAAGUUCGAAAUGAACUCGAAUCAGGGCGAUGCUCACCUUCAUCCGAAUUUCAAAAAACAACCGAAGGGCGUGGAGAGAGCAAAUAUUCUCAAAGAAGUCCAGAUCAUGCGGCAGCUUGAUCAUCCCAAUAUCGUCAAGCUCAUUGACUUUUCCGAGUCCCGACAGUACUACUACAUUGUUCUUGAAUUAUGCCCUGGAGGCGAAUUGUUUCAUCAGAUCGUUCGCUUGACAUAUUUCAGCGAAGAUCUCAGCCGUCACGUCAUCACCCAAGUCGCAGAUGCAUUGCUAUAUCUGCACGAGGAAUGCGGUGUCGUUCACCGUGACAUCAAGCCCGAAAAUCUUCUCUUCUACCCUGUUCCUUUUAUUCCAAGCCGUAGCCCCAAACUAAGGGGACCAGACGAAGAGGACAAGGCCGACGAGGGCGAAUUCGUUCCCGGAGUCGGUGCUGGAGGCAUUGGCCAAAUCAAGAUUGCCGAUUUUGGUCUGUCAAAGGUCAUUUGGGACUCCCAAACCAUGACGCCAUGUGGCACAGUUGGCUACACGGCUCCCGAAAUUGUCAAGGACGAAAGAUACAGCAAAUCAGUCGAUAUGUGGGCUCUCGGAUGUGUCUUGUACACCCUGCUGUGUGGUUUCCCUCCGUUCUACGACGAAUCCAUCCAGGUCCUGACGGAAAAGGUCGCUCGUGGCCAAUACACCUUUCUCUCACCAUGGUGGGAUGACAUCUCCAAGUCGGCACAAGAUUUGGUAUCGCAUCUACUCACUGUCAACCCAGAACAGCGAUUCACGAUUGAGCAGUUUCUGGCACACCCUUGGAUCCGAAACACUCAAGAGCCUACAUAUGCCGCUUCCGACGCUCCACCUUUGGCCACUCCUCUAGCAGUGAGGCAAAAGGAAUUUCCUACUGACCUUUACGGCCUUGGAACUCCGGCCACUCCUGGCAAGCGAGCAGACUUCCGAUCCCCUGGAGCUGUCAACCUGCGUGAAGUAUUUGACGUCGGUUACGCCGUACACAGACAAGAAGAAGAAGCUAAGAGAAGAAAAAACUUCAAACAAGGCUAUCGAGGUGCUGGGCUGCCUGGUGGCCUAAACUCAUUGAACGAGGAUGAUGAUUACGAUGACGAUGAUUACGAGGAGGAAGUCUCAAGUAAAGUACCCAAGGCACAACAACCAGCAGAUGUCUCAAGUAUGGAGGCAAAGAUGCGUUCGACCAACCUUGGUUCUCAGCCCUCGACAGCCGCACAAGCCCGAUCGGCUGCUGCCCCUGCUAGAAGUCAGCAUCACAGUCAACAGCAACAGCAACAAGAAAGAGGCUACGGUCAACACAGCGCCGCUGUUGCCGCUGCCGCCAAACGAGAUGUUGGUCGGAGGAACAAGCAACCUUUCGAGUUAAGUCUGGACAACUCGACGUUGCUGGGCCGGAGAAACAAGGGCCCGGGAGUUGGAGGAAAUGCCGCUCCGUCGAAACUCAGAGAGGAGCUUAGUGUGAGAUAAUAACGGAGUGUUUCUGGGUCAACAACUGUUUACGGUGGUGGUGGUUACCGGCUGAUGAGUUUAUCAUAAAUAGCAUCAUGUCAGUCGCGUUGGAGUGGGGGUUUGGCGCGAAAAUCAUUU
This is a messenger RNA of Exophiala viscosa, 2466 nucleotides long. RefSeq names its product kinase-like domain-containing protein. The record is from RefSeq and is a predicted model, not a curated record. NCBI's taxonomy places the organism in Eukaryota, Fungi, Ascomycota, Eurotiomycetes, Chaetothyriales, Herpotrichiellaceae. Bases 391 to 2346 code for a protein of 651 amino acids. Gene Ontology annotation, molecular function: calcium/calmodulin-dependent protein kinase activity; ATP binding. The transcript has 4 exons. Gene Ontology annotation, biological process: cellular response to oxidative stress; protein phosphorylation.